Engraulis encrasicolus (European anchovy) is the source of this 3497-nucleotide messenger RNA. RefSeq names its product sec1 family domain containing 2 (gene scfd2). The transcript is spliced from 9 exons. The record is from RefSeq and is a predicted model, not a curated record. NCBI's taxonomy places the organism in Eukaryota, Metazoa, Chordata, Actinopteri, Clupeiformes, Engraulidae. Bases 115 to 2232 code for a protein of 705 amino acids. Gene Ontology annotation, biological process: intracellular protein transport; vesicle-mediated transport.
CUCACGUGUGUUUAUGUUGUGAAAGGAAACUUAUGCAUCCCUGAACUGUUUAGUCAUAUUUUAAUCGUUUAAACUCGUCUUAUAGCAAGCAUUGCGUUGGCGAAGACCCUGACAAUGGAAGGUUUUACUUCUUUUCCGGGUUUAAUGUGGGAGAAGGUGCUGUCAAAGGUAAAGAAAGCGGUUGUUUUUAUGGAUGACAGUUGUAGUGAGAGCCUUCAUUGGAAUGGUGGAGCAACCAGUAUGUUAGAGGCUGGAGCACGUAACAUCAAACAGUUCUCUAGCUUCGAAGCUGGAGGAGAAAACGAACCAAAGGCGGUAUUCGUAGUCAGCACGGUCCUAAAAGGAAGAACCGCGGACGUCAUUAAAGACAUAAUUUCCAUGAGCCAUUUUCAAUACUGUGUAGUCUUCACAGCCGUCCCUCACUCUGUGCAUCUCCUUGCUAACAAUGUCACUGCGGAAUUAGCAGGCAACCCAGUGUUUGAGCAAUUUGAGGAGAAACUGUGUGAGUGGAUGGGCGACAUGAACUACACUGCCGAGGUGAUGCAUGCACCCGUCGUCUUCGCCUCUCUGUCACAGCAGUUCCUCCUGUCACCUCUGUUCUCUCAGCUGUUUCCGUUGCUCUCCUGUGAUCUCGAAGAGAUCAAUCGAAAACGCCCAGAGAAAAGGAAAUUCAGCAGUCUGCUCGAUGUGGACAUGCAGUCCUUGCCACCAGAACUACAGUUGCACAUAAAAUCCCUUGCCUCUGCGCUGAACACCAUGUUUGAAUGCACCAGCACUCGUGAGGAGUGCUUCGCCGUGGGACCCAUGAGCCGCCUGAUAGCGGGGGAGCUUGCCAACCACACUCAAGCCAAAAACAGAAGAAAGACAGCUCCCAAUAAAGCAUCAAUUGUCUUCAUAGACAGAACGCUGGACCUAACAGGAGCUGUUGGUCACCAUGGUGAUAACCUUGUGGAGAAGAUCCUGUCUGCCCUGCCCACGCUGCCAGGCCACGCAACCGACAUCCAGGUGGACAUGCUGGACCUGACCAACCUGCAGCGCUGUCCCGGCAUAGAGGACGUCCUGGCACCGGGCUGCCUGGCACAAAACCAGUCGUCGGGGGCGCGGCCGCUGUGGGAGACCAUGCUGGUUGCCAAGCAGAAGGAGGCGGUGAUGGAGGUCCGUCGGCAGCUCGUGGAGGCCGCCAGCAAGGAGAACCUGCCAAUCAAGAUGAGCCUAGGUCGUGUCACGGGAGAGCAGCUGAGCUCCUAUGCCCGACUCUUCAAGGGGCACGUGGAGGCCGUGGAAACCCACGCCGGCGUGCUGCAGCUGGCACUGGCCACCGCCCAGACGCUGUGCCACCCCACCCUGCCCCGAUGGGACGCCAGCCUGGCCUUCCAGAGGCUGCUGCUGCAGGCUCUGGGAGACUCGGAUCUGGCAGCUGUUCUGCGGCAGGUUCUCCCCCUGAUCCGGGAGGCCUGUGUAUCCGAGGGCCCGGGCCCCGUCCCGGAGGCCAGCUCUGGUUCCACCUCCACCUCCAGCCCCGCUCCUGGUUCCGGCUCCGGGGAGGCAGCGUCCUCAUCAUCAUCACUGGGUCCAGAGGAGCUGCUGGGGCUGCUGGUGUUCCUCUACUCCCUGUCGGAGGAAGCGCAGGCUGGGGAGGAGGAGGAGCUGGAGAAGGUGGAGAUGGACGUGAUGGGGGCGCUCACGCUGCUGCUCACCCGCCAGAAACAGCUCAGCCCACUCAUGCAGAACAUCACCGGUGUGUCUGGGCCUGAGGAGCUGACUAUGGAGCGAGCCCAUACUGCUGUGGAGGAUGUGUUUGACACUCUGACCACGCUGGGCCACUCACGACAACACCUCAAGGAGCUGAACUCCGUCUACACACCCAGCGACGGAGUGCACCAGGCAACGUAUCGUCCGCUGCUGAAGCAGGUGCUGGAUGAGAUCUUCCACCCUGAUCGUCCGGAGUGCCCCGACAUCGAGCACACCUCCUCCGGGCUCACUGACCUCCUCAAGACCGGAUUCAGCAUGUUCAUGAAGGUGAACAGGCCUCACCCUAGUGAUCACCCGCUGCUCUUCCUCUUCCUGGUGGGCGGAGUCACUCCAUCUGAACUCCGCCUCAUCCGUGACACAGUCUCCGCCCACAAAACAGCAACUCAGGUGCUUGUGAUGUCCACCAGACUCCUGCGGCCUGCUGACGUCCCCCAGCUGCUCUUCGCUACCCAGAGGCUGGAGCCCGACAUCGGAGUGUGAGCCUGGACUAUACCUGUACACAUAAUACAAACACACACACACACACUCACACACGCACAAAUACUACGUACACAUCAUAUACACACGCGCACACACACACACACACACACACACACACACGCGCACAAAUACUACGUACACAUCAUAUACACGCGCGCACACACACACACACACACACACACACACACACACACACACACACACACACACACACACACACACACACACACACACACGCGCACAAAUACUACGUACACAUCAUAUACACGCGCGCACACACACACACACACACGCACACGCACAAAUACUACGUACACAUCAUAUACACGCGCGCACACACACACACACACAGAUAUGUACACAUCACAUGCACGCACACACACACACACACAUACGAACACGCUCAGAUAGGUACACAUUGCUCGCACGCACACACACACACACACACACACACAGAUAUGUACACAUCACAUGCACGCACACACACACACACAUACGAACACGCUCAGAUAGGUACACAUUGCUUGCACGCACACACACACACACACACACACACACACACACACACACACACACACACACACACCUCUUUUCCCAUAGUUCAUUGCAACAGACUCAACCGUGGACUCAUCCCACUUUCCGCUCCUCCUUGGUCUCCAAGCUACAGCUCCUGGUCUUCAGUCUCUCUGGGAGCGUCUUAAAGGGAACAUUGGAUAGGGCCAUGUGUGUGUGUGUGUGUGUGUGUGUGUGUGUGUGUGUGUGUGUGUGUGUGUGUGGACGCGCGUGUGUGUUUGCGUACUGUAUGUGUGCGUGUGUGUGUAUAAUGUGGAGCUAUCUAUGUGUGGUGUAUGUGGGUGUGUGUAACUGUGUAUGCAUGUGUGUGUGAUGUGGAAGUAUCUAGUGUGUGUGUGUUUGUGUGUGUUUGCGUGCGUGCGUGCGUGUGUGUGUGAGGGUGGUUAGGGCCCUCAGGGGCGUGUUCCUCUGUGCUGCCCCCACUGCGGUGUCUCUCAUGUGGGCCGCUGGGCUGGGAGGAGAGCCUCUCCCUCUCCCUGUCAUUGGGCCCCUGUGGUGGUGUGGUGGUGGUGGUGGUGCUGCUGCUGCUGACUACCCACGUCACUCCCGGUCAUCAAUCUGCCCACAGCCAGAAGCCCAAAGCCACGCUGGACACAAAUGCUCUCUCUGGGGGUUCACAUUCACACACACACAUGUAAACAUGCACACAUACACAGUUUUCUCACUGGAACAGAACACACACGCACACGCAC